CACCUACCAAAAUCGUGCGGGAAGAUUCAUACAAAAAACUUGGAAGCAGUUUCCUAAAUCCUAAAGCCAGCCAGCGAAAGGCUGCAGCAGGUGGGCAAGGCCAGAGAUUUUGGUAAUGGUGAGUCAUAAUGAAGCAAGGAUUUUAGAUUGGAAGGGAACUAAGGAGAAGAAAAGCCGUGAUCGGAAUAGGAAAUUUCAGUCAGUCGGAGAGUGACUGCUUAUUUAACCCCCAUACAGCUUCCAAUCCAUGUACCACUUGGGCGGAGCUGAGACAGGUCUCCCUGUUAGAUUUCUGGGUUUCUUCCAGUUCCAGGAUUCGUUCAACUUAUCUCUAUUGAGAGGGAGCAUCCUUUCUUUUCUUUUUCGGGUUGGAUUUGGAUUUCAUUCUUACUUUUUAGUAAUGGAGAAUAGGAGGAUAAGGGAACUUGAUUUGAAUGUUGGACCUUUCGAUGCUGAAUACGAUCAAACAUUAUCACAAUUGAUGGCGUCGGAACCUGAAAACCUGUGUCCUGUAACACAUGAGCGGAUUGAAGCUACUAUGUUCGAUCCUGAGCGUCAGUUGUCGGUGGGAGAAGCGAUUGGCGAUGUUGUAGGUGGCCAGGGGUCACUGCAGCAGUCUAGGCAGCGCAAUGUAACAGCGGGAGAAGGAGACAUCUACGUCAAUGGCAAUGCUGCCGGUCAUGCGACAACCCACGUAUUGGAGAUUGGCAACGAUCACGACAACGAGAAUACUGGCGAUGGCGGGAGCUUUUUCGAAUGCAAUAUAUGCAUGGACAUGGCGAAGGACCCAGUAAUCACCCGUUGUGGCCACUUGUUCUGUUGGCCAUGUCUUUAUCGGUGGCUGUAUAUUCACUCGGAUUUCAAUGAAUGUCCCGUUUGCAAAGGAGACGUCGAAGAUACAGACAUCAUACCAAUUUAUGGUCGUGGAAUCAAUUCGACGGAGGAGCAGGAGAAUGCAGCAGCGGAGCCGAGGCUGAUAAUCCCUCCUAGGCCUCAUGGACGUCGUAGCGAGGGGACCAGCCAGAACGUUCCUGGGGAAUUCCCCACCUUUGAGUUUGAGGAAUUGUCCGAUGGAGAUUUUGAAAUGACGGGAGGGUGGCCUGGACAUCAUUUUUCUGCCACCAUUUCGAUGAUUGCUCCUCCUGGUUCAAUGCCUAUUCGAAUUAUUAGAGGCACGGGAGAAUAUCCAUAUCACUUUUCGUGGCAGAAUACAGAGCUGGUUACAAUGGAUUUCACGCAGGGUGAUCCUUCUACCAGUACUGAAGCAGAGGUUAACCUGCGUUAUCUUCACAUGCAGUUUUUGAGAAUUCAAGAACAAAGAGACACUGAAUAUUAUUACUUUACGUCUACUGCAAGUAUAGCUCAGGAAUAUUUGAACCAUAUUCUGCAUCAUUCACACUUCAAUCAGCGUGCUCAACACCUUGUUCAGCAGCCCCCACAUUUUGAUCAGCCUGCUCUACACCAUGCUCAGCGCUCUCAGCACUUUAAUCGGUCAGCUCCAUACCUUGCUCGGUAUCCUUCGCACUUCAAUCAGCCUGCCCCAGACAUUCCUUCAAGCUUCAAUUUCCAUGCCCUAGACUAUGUUCAGCGUCAUCCAGACCUUAAUCUUCCUUAUAAAUUCCUUAUUCAGUGUCCACACUCUAAUUAUCUUGUUCGAUAUGACUUUACUGACUGUCAACACUUUUCUCAGCCGCCUCCACACCUUAAUCAACGACCUCCAUUCUUUACUCAGCCUCCACCACCCGACGCUAGAGUUUCCUUUUCAGACAUUGCCGCUGGAGCACGAUCAGGAAACCAGGCUGCGGAUGGUGCUGUAGAGAUGGAUUGGAUGAGAACCCUAUCUGCCUCAUCUUCCAGAGGAAGAGCUGCUUACCCGAGGGCUCCAGAUGUGAACAUUGCAAAGUUCCCUGCAAGUAGAAGAAUGUUUAACUGAUAUUUAUCCACAUCUACUUAUUGUCACAAUAUUUCUUGAAAGUUUUGGUAUCCUUCCAGAUUUAGUCACAAUGUCUUUUGGGCAUUUGUGUGUAAGUUCCAGAUUCUGUUAAGAGUUUUGGCUUCAAUUGUCAGUUCUCAGAAGUUACUUUUUUCCCCAUUUCCUUAUCUCCCUUCCCUCACUUUUCUAUUUUUUCUUCAUCUGCUGCGAAUCAAUGUAUUUGCUUAACCAUUUCUGGGUAUAAAUUUCCUUUUCUAUGGAUGAUGGCUUCAACAUUCAUUUCCCUUCUUUAUGGGCUUGAAUUGUUCAUUUGCAUAUCGUGUCUGCUUUUAGUAACAUGUAAAUUUAUCUGUAAGUUUUAUAUAUUUAUCUUCAAGAUUUAUACUUCCAUAUGUGUUUUCUUUUAAAGGAUAUAAUACACUUGGCUUUGGUGUUCCAAAGUACUUCAGUGCUUGAUACUUCGAUAAUUUAGCUUGUUGGGGUUCUCGGUUUCGUGUAUGUUUCCACCUACCUGGCUUUUAGUUUCGAGAUUGAGAAUAAGAUUGGAUGUUUGUUGCAUUCAGUUAAUGGAUCCCGUAUGGGUUUUGAUUGGUUUAUCAUAAUUACUGUUUGUUA
Messenger RNA from Nelumbo nucifera (sacred lotus), 2548 nucleotides. RefSeq lists its product as uncharacterized. Gene Ontology annotation, cellular component: endoplasmic reticulum. NCBI's taxonomy places the organism in Eukaryota, Viridiplantae, Streptophyta, Magnoliopsida, Proteales, Nelumbonaceae. Gene Ontology annotation, biological process: ubiquitin-dependent protein catabolic process. Gene Ontology annotation, molecular function: ubiquitin protein ligase activity. The record is from RefSeq and is a predicted model, not a curated record.